Rana temporaria (common frog) is the source of this 1228-nucleotide messenger RNA. It is a transcript of the gene RIPPLY3, whose product is annotated as ripply transcriptional repressor 3. The transcript has 4 exons. Lineage: Eukaryota; Metazoa; Chordata; Amphibia; Anura; Ranidae. Gene Ontology annotation, cellular component: nucleus. The record is from RefSeq and is a predicted model, not a curated record. Bases 102 to 581 code for a protein of 159 amino acids. Gene Ontology annotation, biological process: embryonic pattern specification; negative regulation of transcription by RNA polymerase II.
ACCUUAGGUGAGAGCUGGGAGCCGGUGAGAUAAAGGAGCAGGGAGCUCCAUGGAGCACACAGUGCUCAGCAAGCUGACCUAGCAGACACACCGCUCUCACUAUGGAUUCUACACACUAUAUACUGAAGGCCACCCUGGCUCACAUGUGUUCCAACAGCAGCGCCGGCGCAGUGCACCGCGGUCAAGCAGAAAGCUCUGCCCUCUGGAGGCCCUGGGUGUCUUCUAAUAGAGAUAGAGAUUUAGAGACUCAACAAAGACUGGAAUCUAAAGCAAACAAUGAUGAUCAGCAUAUUACUAGCAAAGUGGCACAUGGCUUUCAACACCCAGUACGGCUGUACAUGCCAAAAUCGAAAACAGAGGAGUAUCUGAAAAACAUGGGAAAGAAAGUCCUGGCCAAUUUCCCAGUCCAGGCCACCAUCCAUUUCUACAAUGACGACACCGACUCUGAAGAAGAGGAGGAAGAAGAUGAAUACAGUAUGGAAUGUUAUAACUACUACCGGAACGCUGAGCGUUUUCCAGGAAAGGAGAUGGAAGAAGUCACACAAGGCAUUUCUAAUUACUCAGCAACAGCCACUAAAUAGACCAACCAGUUAGCAGGACAAAAAAAAAAGUGCCUAAUUCUGGUGUAUAGCCCUGGCUGUAUCUUUGCACCCCCAGAGGUUCUCGAUGUGUGGUGAUUGAAGGACUCCAUCCUACCAGGCGGUACACGGGCAUUUUUGCAUAGCAGUAUGCAAAUACCUUCUGUUUUAAGAAGGAUUAUUACGGCAAUGGACACUUAAGUGAUUGCUAAGACAGAACUUAAGUUCUUCAACAUGACUGUACAGAGACAUGAGAUCAUGAUACAAAGGACAAACCUUACACAAGUAUACUAACGACAUGUUUAAUCACACUUGAGCUAAAGUGGACCUAAACUCUUGAAGAAAGCAGGUGCCAUUCGAUAUUUAGUCUGCCCAUGUUAAGAAAAAGAUACACUUUUUUUGAAUGGUAUGGUUCAACUGUAAAACAAGCAUUCAUGGAUGCUAUUUUGCCAUGGCACAGGUCUGGCCAUCCAUAAACAAGCAGAGUGCCCUGAGAGGGAGGACAUUAAAGACUGUGCAAUGUGUGAGUAUAGAAGGUUGCUGACUGCACCAUCUGUUGGCCGGCAUCUCUUGGAUGUAGAUGGUCAUGCCAAAUGUGAAAGUGAGGGUUAUGGCCACAUCAGAUGUUAUGUUUUAGGUUACAAAAUCUA